Lathyrus sativus (Indian pea) is the source of this 1776-nucleotide messenger RNA. Lineage: Eukaryota; Viridiplantae; Streptophyta; Magnoliopsida; Fabales; Fabaceae. The record is from the annotation of a GenBank genome assembly.
AUGUCGUUGAUUAUAUCGUCGGAGUUGGCUGAUGCGUCGUACAGGAAUGCCAAACUGUACUCGUUAAAGGGAACCGAUGUUGCACCUGGCUUGUCUUCCCAUAAUUUUGUUCCUGAUAAGCACAGAAGCAUGUACAUGAAUGAUUCUUACUCGAGUGAGAGUUAUGAAAAAUACUUCCUUGAUUCACCUACCGAAGAACUGAUAGAACCGUCGAGUUCUGGUGUUUCGGGAAAUUCGGUUCACGCUGAUUGUGAUUCUUACCAGAUCAGAGCUAGUUCUGGAACUUCUGUGGUCACUGAUAACCCGUUUGAUACUUAUGUUUCAUCAACAAGGCUUCAUGAUGCCUAUCAGUUGAAUUUUGAGUCAGAUUUAUUGGAAAACGAGAGCCCGGAUUGCUUUGAGUUUGAUGGUGAAAUGCGAUUGAAACUGCAAGAGUUAGAGAGAGCGUUGCUUAGUGACAAUAACGAUGAUGACGACGAUGAUGAGGAAAACAUGUUUAGAACUGUACAAAGCAUGGACAUUGAUCCUGACUUUGCUGAGUGUGCCAAUCUCGUUCAGAACAUGUCACAUCAUGACUCGCCAAAGGAAUCUUUGUCAUCGGAUUCGAAUCUUAGUAGCAGCAGUUGCACCAAAGAAAUAUCACAAAUCUCUCCCCGGACGCCGAAGCAAUUACUUUAUGAAUGUGCUUGUGCACUUUCAGAAGGAAAUGAAGGAAAAGCUUCAGCUAUGAUAGAUGAUCUCAGGCAGAUGGUUUCGAUUAAUGGAGAUCCUUCCGAAAGAAUUGCGGCCUACAUGGUGGAAGGGCUUGCGGCUCGUUUGGCUUCGUCUGGAAAAUGCAUUUAUAAGGCUUUGAAAUGCAAGGAACCUCCUUCUUCCGAUCGUCUAGCAUCAAUGCAGAUCCUAUUUGAGGUGUGCCCGUGUUUUAAGUUUGGAUUUAUCGCAGCAAAUGGUGCUAUUGCCGAGGCUAUUAAAGACGACAAGAAGGUUCACAUAAUAGAUUUUGAUAUCAACCAAGGAAGCCAAUAUAUAACCCUAAUACAAACACUUGCUUCUAGGCCAGGUAAGCCGCCUUUUGUGAGAUUGACCGGCGUUGACGAUCCUGAAUCCGUUCAACGAUCUGUUGGAGGCCUAAGUAUCAUAGGACAAAGGCUUGAAAAGCUUGCAGAAGUACUCGGACUUCCAUUUGAAUUCCGAGCCGUAGCAUCAAGUUCUUCCAUUGUUACUCCAUCAAUGCUGAACUGUCGUCCCGGGGAAGCAAUCGUGGUGAACUUUGCAUUCCAGCUUCAUCACAUGCGUGACGAAAGUGUAUCAACGGUAAACGAACGAGACCAGCUUCUUCGCAUGGUCAAGAGCCUUAAACCAAAACUUGUAACCGUCGUGGAACAAGACGUGAACACAAACACUUCCCCGUUUCUCCCUAGAUUCGUUGAAGCCUACAAUUACUACUCUGCUGUGUUUGAGUCGCUCGACGCCACUCUUCCAAGAGAGAGCCAAGACAGGGUGAAUGUUGAAAGGCAAUGCUUGGCAAGAGACAUCGUCAAUAUCAUCGCGUGCGAAGGCGAGGAAAGAAUAGAACGAUACGAAGUCGCCGGAAAAUGGAGGGCGAGGAUGAGAAUGGCAGGAUUCAUUUCAUCACCAAUGAGCACAAAUGUGGAAGAAGCAAUUAGGGAACUCAUCAGGCAGUACUGUGACAAGUACAAGAUAAAAGAGGAAAUGGGAGCACUUCAUUUUGGGUGGGAAGACAAAAACUUGAUUGUUGCAUCAGCUUGGAAGUAA